ACUCUGAAACUACUAAUUUAAUUUACAAAAAAACGCUUGAAGAUGGAAGCAAAAUGGCAGAAAGGUUUACAAGCUUGUGUACCAGCAAGGUCAAAUACCAAGUUCGGCCGCCAUUUUAAGCUGAAUUUUGCCCAAGACUGUGACAUCAUGUGGGCGUGGUAAACCUGUCAAUCAAGCGACGGCCAGCCCUGAUUGGACGAGAGAAAACCCCGGCAACGAUUAAUCAUUCAGGGUUGAGUAAACGGUUGAUAAGAAGCUGCGAAAGUUGAAAUUCAUCCCAAAGUUAAAGUGAGAUUGUGACAUAAACCGAUUUUAAAGUUGAUGUUAUCACACUCUGUAACACCUGGACGCUUAAAUCCCCUUGUAUGAUUUAUUACGAGUGUCAAGACGCGCGUGGCUGGGAGUAACACCGUAGAUCCAUCAAAUACUUCGUAGAUAUAUAUGGGUUACAACUUCUCUAGAAAUAUUUAAGAAAAUCGCGCAUUUGGAUCACCUUGAAAUAGAGAGAAAGUGAAUGCUAAAGUUAAGCCCCGGGCUUGGGAGACCAGCGCAUAAGUCGAUUCGUCAAGUAAGGCGACGUCAAGCACCUACAGCUCUCUGCUGAUUUAUGAACCGUCCAGGUAACCGAACACUUGGAAGUGGACAAGCUGACAACUUUGGACUGAAGGGCGUCCAGUUUGGAUUUGGAACCUAAUCUCGGAGAUCAAUCAACAGUCUUCUUGGGUUUAAAGGAAUUAUAAAAAAACAAAAAAAAAAUUGGAUUUACGUGAAGAUACGUUUCACCGUAACGUCACAGAUUGAUCGACAAAGUGCAUUAUCAGCAAACAAUCCGAGCAAUGAAGAAUGGGCAAGAGAAAGCACCAGCUGCGACCAAAUAUAGCGUCGCCGCGUCGAACACCCAGAAUAGUGGAGAUUACUUUGGUAAGAAGCGAGCGGGCAAUAAUAUAGAAGAUCUUGGAAGUUAUUACAUGGGGGUUGAAGGACAUAACACGACGAAUGCAGCAAUUGAGAAUUAUCAACAUACAGAAUCAGCGAAAGGACGAAAUCAGUCGAACGGAACGAGCUCGUCGCGAAUCGACCAACCAGGCUACACCGAACAAUCAACUCAUACUAUUGCGUCACAGAGAGUUUACAACCUAGACUACGAGGUGGAAAGAAUCGAUGGUGGUGACGUCAUAGAUGAAAACAGUACGUCAGUGACAUCACAAGAAUGUCGAGGUUUUGGAAUUUACUCAGGCUGCGAUUCUGUUAGCGAAGCAAUCAACGCGAAUAACAGUAAUAACCGAAGUUCGUGUGGAGAGAAAGAAAAUGGAGUCGUGAUACCCGCGGCGAUAUUUCAUGAUAACGACCUUCAAAAACAGAGCCAAGAAUCUAUCGGCAGCCAUAAGAGUCAACAAGGCGAGGAACUAGCAAGAAUAUCGACGUCGGAGUUACUUGCAAGCUCUGUCGUUGAUGCUAAAUCUGAUCUUUAUUCACCACUCUCUCCUAACUCGGGUGCUGUGUUAAUGUCGCCCAGGGGAAGGACACUAAUUCAAACGCCGGGUAGCGAAGGGUCGCCCGGCCCUGAAAUGAGCAAGUCGCCGGCAUCGGAGCUUCAAAUUGCCGCCGAUCCUAGGCUUUCGGUCCGAGGUUACGAAACCGGACAAGCUGCACAGAGUGGUGCUGUAUUGGAUGCAACAAUUACAGAUAGUGGAGCUAACCAACAGUGUUCUAAAGUUAGAUCAGGAGCAGAAGACAGCAUGGACCUUGAUAUAAAUAGCAAGCAAACGGGAAUACGAGAAAAUGGCGGCGCUACAACAAACCCUAAACACCAGCAGAACAAAGAUCCUGGCAUCUUUGACUGGAUGUUAGAAUCAAGGAAAAAUCAAAAGAAGAAACAUUCAAGUUCUGAAAGCAACUCAUCGUCAGGGGACGGAGACAAAUGCUAUUCAGCUAGCAAACGCGAAAGAACGGCAUACACAAACUCACAAUUGGUGGAACUGGAAAAGGAAUUUCACUUCAGCCACUACCUAUGCAGACCACGAAGAAUCGAACUCGCACAGGGGCUUGGUUUAACAGAGAGGCAAAUAAAGAUUUGGUUUCAAAAUCGUCGAAUGAAGUUUAAGAAGGAGCAAAAGCAGAAAGCGGUUCUACAGAGGAAUAAUGGGGAUUCGGUUAUGGGGGCACAUGGUCACCAACACCAUUACCCACCUAAUCCUUACUUGAGAGCACAACCUAUUCUAUACCAAGAAGAAAUGAAUGGGAAAUGCAUCCAGAAUAAUUACAUGGGACCAGAAGUUAAUGGUGGGCACUUUACAAAUGGAGUUGAAGCCAUACCUGAUCACAAUAUGUGUGAUAUGUCUAAUACAGUGUCACCGACCCACCAGCUACAAGCGUUUGUGACGUCAUCAACAAUGGCCGCGCGACAAGCAGCUCCUAUGCACCGCCAUGCGGUCAACUCGCAAAUCACUCGAUCGCCAUCUAGCGGCGCCAGCAACGCGUCAUCACCACAAAACAUAAAAUCAAUCUUCCAACAAGAUCAAACCUCUACGUCAUCGGUCGUGACGUCCCCAAUGAACGAUCAACGACGUCACAAUGACGUCACGGGGUACUACCAACCUCACAGAACGAGCGAUCACUCGAAUUUCUUCGAAAAACAAACGGAAAGAAACCGCGACGAUAAACGCGAUGAUGACGCAAUAUACAGAUCGGCAGCGAGACAAAACAACCACUCACAAGCAAACGGGUUACGAUACCAUCAACAUCGUCCUAUUACGUCAUUCAGUGAUUACGUACAUGGGGGUCGGGGUCAAGAAAUCGGGGAAAUCCCCCCGCUUAAUCCAUUCACCCAUGCCAGCCAGCGAAACCUGCCUCACCAGUUCCUACCAUUAUACUACGGUUCCACACCCGAAUAUAUAUCCUCAUGCUCUGCUAUGGGUGUCACAGGGACCGAAAAAUCACCUGCGACCCCUCUCGAUUAUUCAAGGUCUGCCUACCCAACACACGGGGAAAAGACGAUCUUACCGCAUGGCCACUUCCAACGUCUUACACACUUAUAAGACCCCACCCUGCCUUUCGUAUUAAAAGUUCCAUUGUAUCGCCAGUGUUCUUGCGCGCUUGCUUACGUCAUAACCGCUAUUAAUGUGUAACAAUCAACAAGUGUUAAAUAUAAACUUAAUGCAGCUCACCGCAAAUUUCAUCCGUGCAGCGCCGAAUAUUCUUGAUCGAGAAAUACUGAACUUCUUUCCUGUCCAAUGCAAUAGGAAUUGAACGAUUGUUAAACAGUAUUUAACGAGUUAAAGAAUCAUCAGUGUUUUAAAUAAAUUUGAUUCCAAAACU
Ciona intestinalis (vase tunicate) is the source of this 3318-nucleotide messenger RNA. The record is from RefSeq and is a predicted model, not a curated record. NCBI's taxonomy places the organism in Eukaryota, Metazoa, Chordata, Ascidiacea, Phlebobranchia, Cionidae.